UAUCUUUAAAAAAAAAAGCUCUCUUCCUCCCUUUAAAAAGGCAAUUUCAUUUCAGUAACUCUCCGAAAUCUAACCCAAAAUAUGAUAUUUUGAUAGUUAAAUAUUUUCCAGAAAAACAAGAGAGAAUGGGGUUUCGUCUCAAUUUGCCACAAAGGAUCUUGUUACUACAUCUCACACUAUUAUCAGUGACAAAAUGGUCCGAAUCAGCUAGAGUAUUCACGAUCGUGAACUCAUGUGACCAAACAAUAUGGCCGGCGAUAACACCCGGAGAAAACUUCAGCGGCGGAGGAUUCAAGCUCAAACCGGGCCACUCCAUCGCCUUCAACGCGCCAGUAGGCUGGUCAGGCCGAAUUUGGGGACGAACCGGCUGCAAAUUCAAUAAAACUGGAACCGGAAGCUGUAAAACCGGUUCAUGCGGCUCAAACCUAAAAUGCACAACUGCUGGAAAACAACCAGUUUCACUAGCCGAGUUCACGCUAGCCUCAUUGGAUUUCUACGACGUGAGCCUCGUCGACGGAUUCAAUCUCCCGAUGACAUUGACUCCGGUGAACGGAACAGGAAACUGCACCGUGGUCCACUGCGUCGCCGAUUUGAGGCCAAGGUGUCCGGCAGAGCUAGCUGUGAAAUCUAAGGGGAAAGUUAUAUCGUGUAGGAGUGCUUGUGAUGUGUUCGAUACAGAUGAGUAUUGUUGCAGGGGAGUUUAUGGGAACCCUUCAACGUGUCGACCAACUCAUUACUCGAAAAUAUUCAAGAAAGCUUGUCCUACUGCUUACAGUUAUGCUUAUGAUGAUCCGACCAGUAUCUUCACUUGUUCCGGUUCAGAUUACGUCAUCUCUUUCUGUUCCUACAGGAAGAAGCCGGUGGGAACGUAACAUGAUAACAAGCAAGUAUGCAGCCUGCAGCCAUGGUUCUGGUUCUGGUGGAUUCAAGACGAGGGUCCGGAGGUUGUGGCUUGUAUUGAUGAUGUCGGUUGAUGCUUUUAAGGGCAUCUCCAACCCAACUCCAUAUUUUACUCCAAAAUUGAGAAAAUGGAAUGGGAAAUAGAGAGUAAUCCUUUUAUUUUUUGUUCAUCACUCCAUUUCUCACUCCAUUUUUUCUAUUUUGGAGUAAAAUAUGGAGUGGAGUUGGAGAUGCUCUAACUAGUUUUGGGACUCCCUUUUUUAAAUAAACAAGUGUUUUUCUUUCU
Molecule: messenger RNA, 1186 nt
Organism: Brassica napus (rape)
Lineage: Eukaryota; Viridiplantae; Streptophyta; Magnoliopsida; Brassicales; Brassicaceae
Product: pathogenesis-related thaumatin-like protein 3.5
Exons: 3
Coding region: 126-872 (248 amino acids)
Biological process (GO): defense response
Cellular component (GO): extracellular region
Source: RefSeq, a predicted model, not a curated record